Molecule: messenger RNA, 639 nt
Organism: Vicugna pacos (alpaca)
Lineage: Eukaryota; Metazoa; Chordata; Mammalia; Artiodactyla; Camelidae
Gene: GADD45GIP1
Product: GADD45G interacting protein 1
Cellular component (GO): nucleus; mitochondrion
Source: RefSeq, a predicted model, not a curated record
AUGGGCAUUGAGGCCUCAGCUGGAAUCCCCCACAUUCCUCCCUGCUGGGGCUGCCCACCUGGCUGCGGCUGGCAGCAGGGGCCACGCCAUGUGGCUAAGCAGUUCGCGCGGCAUGGCGCCGCCUCCGGGGUGGCCGCCGGUUCUCUGUGGCCGUCGCGGGAGCAGCUGCGUGAGCUGGAGGCUGAGGAGCGCGAAUGGUACCCGAGCCUGGCGGCCAUGCAGGAGUCGCUGCGGGUGCAGCAGCUGGCCGAGGAGGAGAAGCGUCAAGCCAGGGAGCAGCUCAUUGAAGAGCGCAUGGCCAAGAUGCCACAGAUGAUUGAGAACUGGCGGCGGCAGCAGCAGGAGCGUAGGGAGAAGGAGCAAGCAGACAAGGAGCGGCGGGCCCGGCUGCAGGCUGAGGCCCAGGAGCGCCUGGGAUACCACGUGGACCCGCGGAGUGCCCGCUUCCAGGAGCUGCUGCAGGACUUGGAGAAGCAGCACCGCAAGCGCCUCAAGGAGGAGAAACAAAGAAAGAAGAAGGAGGCACGAGCUGCUGCAAUGGCCGCUGCUGUAGCCGAGGACCCAGCAGCCUCUGCAACACCCAGCUCUUGAGCUGUGUUCUUUCCCAGUAAAACCUGCUGCUUGAUAGCCCCACCCUCA